This is a messenger RNA of Acanthoscelides obtectus, 1050 nucleotides long. Lineage: Eukaryota; Metazoa; Arthropoda; Insecta; Coleoptera; Chrysomelidae. The record is from the annotation of a GenBank genome assembly.
AUGAGUAGGACUGUGCGAAAGAAGAAUAAAAACAUGAAAGAUCCUGAAGAUGGGGAUAAUGUAGAAAAAUACAGUGAUAACAACGAAGAACUGCCGGACGGAAAAGAACGAUGGUCUUGCCCAGCCUGUUGUAAACAGGGACGAGUUACCCGAAGCGGAUCCACAUGCGGUGCUCGUUCAGAAACCACUGCUCCUUUACAACCAGAUCAGUCUACCCCUACCGACACUCUCACCCUUAUACUUAACCAAUUAUCAACUAUGGCCAGUGACAUAAAGGAUAUUAAGAACUCUCAAUCUCAACUCAGAACUGAUGUUGCUUAUUGUAGAAACUUGCUACAGCAACAUUCGGACUCGAUCUCUCGGCAUGAUGACUUAAUAGCGGCCUGCGAAACCAACAUACAAAAUAUCCAGGUUACUCAAACAGAGCUGUCUUCUAACAUUGCUAAUAUUGAAUCGAGACUUGCAAGAUCUAUGGAGAUGAUGCACUCAGGCAACGGCGCUUCUUCUACCCCUAUUGCCCCAAGCUCCCAAGCUGAGACAAUGGAGUUAUUUAGACGUUCCCACAAUAUCAUUCUGAGGGACAUAGCUGAAGCCCUUGAAAACGUUUGUUACUGUUCCGUUGAACAAAUAAAGAUGAAGACACUAUACCAUCGUUUUUCUGAAGAAAAAGUUCUUCACUUCAUCAGAAACAUGGAAACACAAAAUGCCAGUUCCAUGGAUGUUAUGCUCGAUAAGAAGAAACAAGAAAUAAUGGAAAACAAUCGAAAGCGUCUAUACCCAAUAGUGAAAACAAUCCUUUGUUGUUCACGUAAUAAUUUGCCAUUGCGGGGACAUAGAGACACCGGUGACAUGAAGACUGCAGAAAAACAAGAUACCGCCCUAUCAGGCCAAGAAGGAGUUUUUCGAGCGCUUUUGGCAUUUCGUGUAGAAGCAGGUGAUAAUGACGAGACAGCAUUUGAAUACGGCACCCAAAAACUGCACAAUAAUCAAGUAACACGAUCCAAAACAAAGUUAUCAAUACCAUACGACAAACGAUCCUGUCAAAAGUAA